AUGCAGAGAGGAAGGGGAAGGCAAAGAGGAAGGGGAAGAAGAAGGGGAAGGCAGAGAAGAAGGGGAAGGCAGCGAGGAAGGGGAAGGCAGAAGGGGAAGGCAGAGAAGAAGGGGAAGGCAGCGAGGAAGGGGAAGGCAGCGAGGAAGGGGAAGGCAGCGAGGAAGGGGAAGGCAGAGAAGAAGGGGAAGGCAGAGAAGAAGGGGAAGAAGGGGAAGGCAGAGAAGAAGGGGAAGGCAGAGAAGAAGGGGAAGGCAGAGAAGAAGGGGAAGAAGAAGGCAGAGAGGAAGGGGAAGGCAGAGAAGAAGGGGAAGGCAGAGAAGAAGGGGAAGGCAGAGAAGAAGGGGAAGGCAGCGAGGAAGGGGAAGGCAGCGAGGAAGGAGAAGGCAGCGAAGAAGGGGAAGGCAGAGAGGAAGGGGAAGGCAGCGGGGAAGGGGAAGGCAGCGAGGAAGGGGAAGGCAGAGAGGAAGGGGAAGAAGAAGGGGAAGGCAGAGAAGAAGGGGAAGGCAGAGAAGAAGGGGAAGGCAGAGAAGAAGGGGAAGGCAGAGAAGAAGGGGAAGGCAGCGAGGAAGGGGAAGGCAGAGAAGAAGGGGAAGGCAGAGAAGAAGGGGAAGGCAGAGAAGAAGGGGCAGGCAGAGAAGAAGGGGAAGAAGGGGAAGGCAGAGAGGAAGGGGAAGGCAGAGAGGAAGGGGAAGGCAGAGAGGAAGGGGAAGGCAGAGAAGGAAGGGGAAGUUCGCUGCAGCUAG
Oncorhynchus masou masou (cherry salmon) is the source of this 744-nucleotide messenger RNA. Its product is annotated as octapeptide-repeat protein T2-like. The record is from RefSeq and is a predicted model, not a curated record. The transcript has 2 exons. Lineage: Eukaryota; Metazoa; Chordata; Actinopteri; Salmoniformes; Salmonidae. The coding region runs from base 1 to 744 and encodes 247 amino acids.